This is a messenger RNA of Ilex paraguariensis (yerba mate), 213 nucleotides long. Lineage: Eukaryota; Viridiplantae; Streptophyta; Magnoliopsida; Aquifoliales; Aquifoliaceae. The record is from the annotation of a GenBank genome assembly.
AUGCCAAACAGUCUUGUCCCUCGUUUAGCACAGACAGAGUGUGGGGAAGAAGACAACCCUGGGUGGGGGGAUGAAAUUGAGAUAGAGUCCAAGGCAUUACGAGUCGGAAAGGCUAUUGCUGUUGUCAGCGUGGAGCUGAGGAAGAAAAAGACGGGGAAAAUAAUUGCUCAAGGGCGUCAUAUAAAGUAUUUACCUGUUUCUAGUAAGCUGUGA